CGAUGGCGCGCGGCGCGAAGCGCGCGCGCGCGUCGACCGGCGCGCGGCGCGGCGCGCGCGCGUCGGACAAGACGACGCGCGCGGCGAGCGAGGCGCCCGAGAUCGCGGCGCGAAGCAUCGCGCGCGGAUUGAUUCGCCUCGCCGAGGAGUGCGAAGACGCGAACGACGCGCUGGGCGCGAUCAAGGCGCUCGAGACGCUCAUCGCGAACGCGAAGACGAAGGCGAAGUGUUUACCGCAGAUCGAGGCGCGGUGUCGGGUGAAGUGCGCGUCGCUGCUGUUGAAGCACACGGACAACGCGCAUCGAGCGAAGACGCAUCUGGAGGCGGCGCAGGUGCUGUUGAAACCGCUGAAGCGAUGCGAGGAACUGCGGGUGCACGGGCUGAGUCUGCUGGGGCGGACGUAUAAAAUGAUGGGGAACGAAUAUCGAAGACAGCGGUUCGGCGCGACGCAGCGCGGGUUGCAGAUGGCGAUCGGGAUGCGCGAGCGGGCGCCGGAGGACGCGAGGUGGACGAUGUGGACGUUUCAUUACUAUCUCGAACACGCGGACGCCUGCAUGGUGGAAGAAGAUUGGACGGGAUGCGAGACUUACUUAGAUGCGGGAUUGAAGGUGGUGCGAUCUAUUCAUAAAGACACCGGGUCGAAGAUGGAGGUGUUGUUUGCCGUCGCGCAACUGCAGCGCGCGUUGGCGCAGCGGGCGAGCGGGAGCGAAGAGCAUCACGUGUACGCAGCGGCGAAGAGUGCUGAUGAGGCGAUGACGAGGAUGCUUAGCGAAAUCAAAACCCCGGAAGACACGGCGAGGUUGCGGUUUCACUAUUACGUCACCCGUACUCUCGGUAAGCUCAUGGAAGGGGAUCCGAUUGCGGCGAAAAAUGAUCCGAGCAAGUUCAAGUCGCUCAUGGAUGAGGUGAGACACGCGAACAAGGAAGCGUAUAAAUGGCUCCCCGAUCCCGCUGCGUUUGCUUUGGCCAACUACUUGUCCGCCGAAGUCGUUCGACCGGGCGGUGAAUUGAAGAAAGCGAUGAUGUAUCUCACCGACGCAAAGGAGUUUGUGGACGAGGAGCUCCGCGCGCUCGGCGUUUUGCCGCAAGGCGGCGACGCGCCCGUGGUGAAGACGGAAGAAGGCGAGAGUGAUGCGGAUGAAGACGAUGAUGUCGAACGUCUGUGGGUGACGUGCGAGGAAGAGAUGCAGUUUCGCGUCGCUCAAGACGCGAGACCAUACUUGUACUUGCGAGUCCUCAUUCUCGAAUCCAUCGUCUCCGUGGCGCUCACGUCGUUCAAGUACGACGUGGCCUUAGACGUGGCGUGCCAGAUGACGGACAUGAUCGAAACGUAUCCUCAGACGUUGAGUUUACUCGCGUCUCACGUCGAAAUGGUCGCCGGUCACGCGAUGUACGCGCUUGGAAAGUACAACGAGGCGAGCGCUCGAUUCGCGCGUUCGGCGUCGUUGGCGAGCACGCCUAGCUGGCGCGAUAUCGGUACUCUGUGCUCGGCGCUCGCGCUUUUGUGCUGCGAAGAAGAGGACAGCGCCAGUCGCGCUUUAGAAUUAGUCAAACCCGUGGUGAGAUCGCACAAGGAACAAAAGAGCGCGAGCGUCCUGAAUCAAGUCCUCGCCUUGUUCACGAGCGGAUGCGCCCUGCGCGAGCAGGGUCGCUUCGACGACGCCAGGAAUCAUCUAGGGCGCGCGUUGAAGAAGACGUACGAUCAAGUCGGGAACCACCAGCUCAUGGCGUCUUGCUUGCGAUUGAUCUGCGGCAUCGACACCGCGAGUGACGAGACAAAAGGUAUGGCGGAGUCCGCUUUCGGGCUCUCCAAGGUGCAGGAGGAUUUGCCCACCCAAGUCGCCGCCCUGAUCGAUCUCAAUCGCAUCUACACCGCCGUACCGCCGACGGACGCGAACAAGAACCCGCUUUCCCCGGAAGACGCGGAAAAGAUGCGCCAAUCCUACGAGGUUUACGAAAACCGCAAGCAGAAACAAUACGACGACUACAUGACGUCGAUUCUCGAAAACGAGACGUGCGUCGAGCGCGCGACGCGCCUCGAGCGCGGCGUCCAACCCUAGCCCUCGCGGUCCCGCGCGUCGAAUCGAUCGACCAUCUCAUCAACCACCGCCGCACCGCCGCACCGCUACACCGCUACC
Molecule: messenger RNA, 2138 nt
Organism: Ostreococcus lucimarinus CCE9901
Lineage: Eukaryota; Viridiplantae; Chlorophyta; Mamiellophyceae; Mamiellales; Bathycoccaceae
Exons: 1
Coding region: 3-2060 (685 amino acids)
Biological process (GO): maintenance of mitotic sister chromatid cohesion; mitotic sister chromatid cohesion
Cellular component (GO): SMC loading complex; chromatin
Molecular function (GO): protein binding; double-stranded DNA binding
Source: RefSeq, a predicted model, not a curated record